Mixia osmundae IAM 14324 is the source of this 2571-nucleotide messenger RNA. RefSeq lists its product as uncharacterized. The transcript has 4 exons. NCBI's taxonomy places the organism in Eukaryota, Fungi, Basidiomycota, Mixiomycetes, Mixiales, Mixiaceae. Gene Ontology annotation, molecular function: lipase activity. Gene Ontology annotation, cellular component: membrane. The record is from RefSeq and is a predicted model, not a curated record. Bases 1 to 2571 code for a protein of 856 amino acids.
AUGGCUUUCUCUCGUCCAGUAGUCGAUCGUGCGCCAAAAUUGACAGCCGGCCAAUCCUCAAUCCUUGUUUCACCAUUCCCAGCCCACUCGGCAGCGCGGCCCUCACGACAGUCUCAGAAUCUUGCUACUCUUCCUGCAAGCCUUCCUCACGAGAAGUAUCAGCAUCGCCCAAGAUCUCGCUCGCAUGACAAGUCGACACAAUCUGAUCAGUCAGGGCGACCCGGUCCACCCUACAGGCGCAGCUUCACCACACCCGCCAUCUCCAUCAGUCCGCCAGCCGACGAGCACGACGUGAGCAUCGCUCGUCCGCCUGCGACAACGCUUGUUCCUCCUAUCACUUGCUCCACCUUUGGCUCUUCCCUGCCGAUCUCUCAUCACGCUAGUCUAGGUCUAGCCUUUGCCAGAAACAAUCACACAGCCAUCACGCCCGGUACUGGGCAAUCCGUGAGAUCCAUCUCGAGCUACGAGCGACAUGCUUUGCCGGGCGAGACACGUACCUGUUCAUCGCGCUCCUCCCGAGACUGUUCAGGCGCUAGCGAGACGGGUUCCGAAAGCAGUACCUCUUCAUACUCGCUCAGCGACUUCGAGGCAUCCGCAAGCUCAGACUCUGAGCUUUCCAAUGUCACGCUGCUCGAGGCAGACUCGGAUACGCGGUCAGAAUUGUCCUACCUGUCAGAAUCUGACGACUCGAGUCCCGAUCAAUCGCGCAGCUUCGCCGCAUCGCCAGGAGACGCUCGCAAUGCAACCUCUACCGAUCUCGCCGACUUCGCCGUCAAUGAAGUUGCUAAAAUUGUCCUGCCUGCGCAGUGCAUAAGCUUGCCGGUCGAGUACAGACACAAUGCCGGUGCGGCAAAGUGCGCGCCUGUACAAGCUAUUCACAGUCUUGUCGUCAACUUUUGGCUCGGCCUCACGGCAGCCGUGAUGAGCAUAUACCAGACUGUCGAGCUAUGGUGGUCUCGUGUUCACAUCACUCGGACACUCAGAGACUAUAACGGCAAACGAGCGAAUGAGGAUGCCAUCGGAGACAGAGAGCUCGAGUUUCUCAAGGAGUCUCGUACGAGUAUCUCGGUCGAGCAGGACGAGCUAGAUCUUGAGAUGAUUCACGUUCAGCGUUGGACGCCAGACGAUGGCGAAUUUGACUAUCAGAUCUGGACAGCUCAUCGACCUAAAGGACAAAUCGAUUGCGACGUCCUUUACAUAGACGAUCAAGCUUCCGGCAAUGGCUUGCCAGCCUUCGCGCGCGCUUACCUGGUCGCCGGCUUUCGACUCGUCGUCCCCUGUCUGGGAUCGCUCGACACGGCACUGCCCGAAGGCACUCGUCCAGCCUCGAUGAGCAGUAUCUUCUCAGCACAUAAGAGCGCAUGCGGUGGCUACAAAGAGAUCAACGUCACUUCGGCCAGGCUUCUGCUCGGCAAAGUACUGCGCGACCUGCGAUCCCGAGAUGACGAAGAGGGAAAGCUAAAGCCUGAUUCGCUUCUUCCACCAGAUUCGCUUGGUGUCAAUGUCGAUGUGCGGAGAACCUCUCAAAGCGCACGGUCUCCCGUGCAAAUUCGGCAGAAAGAGACGAGACCUGUCUUUCUUGUGGGCGCGAGCAUUGGCGGUCUCGUCGCUCUCUCUUACGCGCUCUCGUCAGUUUCUACUCCGCUCAGACCGUCGCCCAGCUUGCUGCAGCGUCUCGGCUUAGCAAGGAGUCACAUCUCAGCAGAUCAAAUCAACCAGCUUGCCAGAGAUUGUGAUUUGCCACUUGUUGCCGGUCUCGCUCUCAUCAGUGCUACCGUCGAGUCAGCAGCCGCCGACAGCAGUCAACUCCGCGCAAUGCAAGUGCUCGAACGGCAUCUUAAAUUUACUGCGAAUGGCCUCGCAGGCAGUCUGGUACUGCCACCCUCAAAUGAGGUUCGCAGGGCUGCAAAGCAAGUACAGAUGACGAUGAGUAUGCUGCGUGCACCUCUCUUACUUGUCCACGGCACGCAAGACACCAUUACCUCUUGCAUGGCCGCCAACUCGAUUCUCGCUGAAGCGGGCUCAGCCGACAAGAAUCUGAUUCUCAUGCCCGGUCUGCGUCACAUAGCUCAAGCAUCUCUUGACCAACAAGUGAUCAUCUCGAAUGACACCGUUGCAUGGAUCAUCGAGCGCGUAGCGUGGCACCGUCGUCAUCUCAGCGAUCGCCACCAUGUCAGGUUUUCUCAGCAAGGUGUCCAAAUUGGUAGUCCGUCUAUGCCGUCUUUAUCUAUCGAGGAAGCUUUGCCGAGAUCAGAAGAUACACACGGUCGACCGCUGUCGCGAUGUACUGUCUCAUCCUGUAAAGACCAGCAACGCCAUAUCUCACUCGACAUGGACACUCUGGAACCCGCGCGUCCAAGUAUCACCAUCAAAUUCAGCCCCUCAACCAGCCUACCUGUCGUCGAGAAUGGCUAUAUACCGAGCAAGCGCGGAAGUGCAGAAGGGACGGCAGCCGAUGCGGGUAGCGAUGACACGAUUGAUAUUGCUAGGCCACGCACCCUCUCCCUUGUCAGCAUACCCUCGUCGCGCUUUCUGCUUCAGUGGCCAGAGGCCUGCACGCAUACGGCAUAG